Messenger RNA from Prosopis cineraria, 2690 nucleotides. RefSeq names its product probable serine/threonine-protein kinase WNK5. Gene Ontology annotation, biological process: protein phosphorylation; intracellular signal transduction. The coding region runs from base 722 to 2515 and encodes 597 amino acids. The record is from RefSeq and is a predicted model, not a curated record. Gene Ontology annotation, molecular function: ATP binding; protein serine/threonine kinase activity. Gene Ontology annotation, cellular component: cytoplasm. The transcript is spliced from 7 exons. Lineage: Eukaryota; Viridiplantae; Streptophyta; Magnoliopsida; Fabales; Fabaceae.
AUAUUCUCCAAACCUGAGGCUUUUUCUUUCUCUCUCUCUCCAAAAUCUGAAUCCUUUGCUCCUCGAAUUGUCUUCUGCUUCUCUCUCUGUGAUCUGACUUUUGAGGUCCUGGUUCCUCACAUCCACAAAUGUGUUUUUCAAAGCGUGGCCACAGAUUCUUCAAAUUCAGAAUCAUAAUUCUGUCCCUGUCUCCCAUCUCUGGUCAUUUCGUUUUCUGAACUGUUUCAAUCCCUUCAAACCCUCUCCGUCCACAAUUAUCUUCAACCCUACCUCUCGCUCUCUCCCCUCUUAGCCCUAGGGCUCAUAAUUCCCCACUCCAAUUCAAAAUAUCUCUCAAGCAGAGGCAGUUUUUAGCUCUCUGCUUCUCCUUCUUCACACCCAAAUGAUUUCCCAGAAACACUACGAGCUUUCUCAUGUUGCUGUUGAAAUGUCCUCCAUUAUUAUGCUCAGUAUUGACUACUCGAGGCUCUUCUGGUUAUUGUUUGGCGUCUUCUGUUAUGAGAAUUACGAGGGGAAGCCUCGGAUUUUCUAGCACUCUCUCUUUCUCUCUCUGUUCCUUCUUCUGUUCAUAUAACCACACACUCUGUUUCUGAGUUGAAUUUAUUACUGUCAGUACUUGUUUUCUUAUAUAUAAACAUACACAUACAUACAUAUUUAAACGUGAAGCAUCGGUUCGAUCAGUAUCUGUUGGUGAGGUUUUUCUGGGUUGAAGUCCCCGGCCAUGAACAAGAUGAGAUUAGGAGGCGUGGCUCAGAUUCAUUAUGUCGAAAAAGACCCAUCUGGACGAUAUGGACGAUUCAGGGAUGUUCUGGGGAAAGGGGCGAUGAAGAUUGUGUAUAGAGCAUUUGAUGAGGUGUUAGGAAUGGAAGUGGCUUGGAACCAAGUCAAGCUUGGAGAUGUGUUUCAUUCCCCAGAUGAGCUACAACGCCUUUAUUCAGAGGUUCAUCUUCUCAAGAACCUUGAUCAUGACUCUAUCAUGACCUUCCAUGCUUCGUGGAUCGAUGUCCACCACAGAACCUUCAACUUCAUCACUGAACUCUUCACCUCCGGCACGCUUCGAGAGUAUAGGCAGAAGUACCAUGGAGUCGAUAUUCGAGCUGUGAAGAACUGGGCUCGUCAAAUUCUUAGGGGCUUGGAGUAUUUGCACUGCCACGAUCCGCCUGUGAUACAUAGAGACCUCAAGUGUGAUAAUAUCUUUGUCAAUGGCCAUCUGGGGCAGGUCAAGAUUGGCGAUUUAGGCUUCGCGGCAAUCCUUCGUGGCUCUCAACACGCCCACAGUGUCAUAGGUACACCUGAAUUUAUGGCACCAGAACUGUAUGAAGAGGAAUACAAUGAACUAGUAGAUAUAUACUCCUUUGGGAUGUGUAUGAUAGAGAUGCUUACCUCAGAGUUUCCAUACAGCGAGUGCUCCAACCCAGCACAAAUAUACAAGAAAGUCACAUCAGGGAAGCUACCAGAUGCAUUUUACAGAAUCCAAGACCUGCAAGCCCAGAGAUUUGUGGGAAAAUGUUUGGCAAAUGUGUCAAAGAGAUUGCCGGCAAAGGAACUCUUGUUGGACCCUUUUUUAGCCACGGUCCAACUCGAAUCACUGCCGCCACCCUGCCUGCCAUUACCAAAGAUUCAUCAAACUAACAAGUCAAGUUCCAAUUCAGUAGCUGCCAAGGUGCAUCCUUUCAUGGCUGAACAAAUAAAGAACACAAACAUGACAAUAACAGGGACAAUGAAUGAAGAAGACGACACAGUUUUCCUAAAAGUACAAAUUUCUGACAAAAACGGACAUGUUAGGAACAUAUAUUUCCCCUUUGACACCAUAAAUGACACUGCGAUGGACGUGGCCAUUGAGAUGGUGAGGGAAUUGGAAAUAAGCGACUUGGAGCCAUUGGAGAUAGCUCAAAUGAUAGAGGAAGAGAUAUUAGCUCUGGUUCCAACUUGGAAGGAUUGGGGCACUUCUCAGUAUCCACGUCAGCACAGCUUUAGAUAUGAAGAGGAGGAAGAUAUCAGCAACCACUAUCCUUUUUUCUCACCAUCUUCUCGAUCUUCCUCUCACGGUUCUCCCCCAAUGCUUAGCUUCUCUAGCAAGACCCUCUUUGGUGACGACAAUAACCAUCUCUCACUUGCACAGGAUUGGCUUCAAGACGCUUCCUUUCUCGACGAUGCAAGCUCAGAAAGCUCUAUGAACUCCUUCAAGUAUGCGAACAUGAAUCACUGCGAGCUGGUGGGCGUUGAAGAUGAGCAUGAAGCAAAUUACAAGUGCUCAAGGUUCUGUCCUGCACAAGAGAUGGAAGCCAAUUACAGUAAGCAGAUGAGCUACGGAAGAACAACAGGCUUCUCCUGCAGGAGAUGUGGUGAUCAUCGGCCGGCGAGCCUGACGAGAAUGAGGUCAUAUGUGGAUGUGAGGAGCCAGCAGUUGCAGAGAUCGUUAAUGGAAGAGAUACACAAGAGAAGGAUGUUCAAGACAGUAGGGGCAAUUGAGAACAUUGGCUUUCAGGAUCCUACAUGGAGGUCUGCUUCCUGAAAGAAACAAGGAUAUGCUUCGCACGUAGAAGCCUUAUGGAUUCUAGAUCAUCUUCUUGUAGCUUUGGGUGGUUUUGUGUAUUAAUCGUCAUGCUUUGCCUUUUGUUUUCUUAUGUCCUGUUAUACAAAUAAGGGCGUCUGAAGCUUCCACUUGAUUAUAAAGAACAUUAUAUAAA